Messenger RNA from Penicillium samsonianum, 1155 nucleotides. Its product is annotated as MBL fold metallo-hydrolase. Lineage: Eukaryota; Fungi; Ascomycota; Eurotiomycetes; Eurotiales; Aspergillaceae. The record is from RefSeq and is a predicted model, not a curated record. Bases 1 to 1155 code for a protein of 384 amino acids. The transcript is spliced from 3 exons.
AUGAAGAGCAUCUUGAUUGAUCCGAGCAGGAACCAUCCUCCAACCCGAGACCUUCCACUGCUGACUUCGACCCCGGCUCGACUUCCUCCAGUCAAGGUGACGAAGCUUCAUUCGUCCAAAUCAGGCGAGGAGAACGCAGCCCUGUUCUUCGUGGGAACGGCUACAACAAUCAUAGAAUGGGCUGGAAUACGGAUUAUGACUGAUCCCAACUUCCUCCACACAGGCGACCAUGUCCAUCUCGGUCCAGGUGUGUCACGGAAGCGCCUCACCGACCCGGCUGUCGCCCUGCACGACCUCCCUCGGAUUGAUCUUGUCCUUCUAUCCCACUAUCACCAGUAUGUCUCGGAGCCUAGAGGUGUUGAGCAGAUUAUUGAUAUUGUCAGGGACCACUUUGAUAGAAAGGUAGAGGCGUCGUUGAGGCGUGAUAUACCCAUUAUCACUACACCACAUGCGAAAGAGUAUCUCACUUCCAAGAUAAAGGACUCCUUUACAUCCGUGUCCGCACUCGAUCCAUUUGAGCAGGUUGAGGUCAACAUUGAAGGCACAGACGGACCGGGACAGCCCCGACUGCGUGUGACGGGGAUGCCAGGGAAGCAUGUGCCUCCUAACCGAGUGGUAGAGAAGCUCAACACGCUAGCUAAUGCGGUGGGUGGAGCUUACUUUUUCUGGAUGUUCCUAAUUAGACGGCCCUCAACGGCUCUCAAUCUAACAGACCAACAGUUCCCGACAACCAACGGCUGGAUGCUCGAGCUAGGCCACGGCAGCACCAAUACUGCAGACUUCUCCUGCGGCUACCGCAUCUACAUCUCAGGAGACACUCUGAUGGUGGACGAGCUACACGAAAUUCCUAAGCGAUACGCAGGCCAACGGAUCGACCUAAUGCUCGCCCACCUCGGCGGCACAACCAUUCCUUCUCCCUUAGUAGGAAGACUAAUGGAACCGCUAGCGUUGACGGUUACUAUGGAUGCGGAGCAGGGUCUGCAAUUGAUUCAGCUGAUCCAACCAGACAUUACAAUCCCGAUCCACUAUGAUGACUACGGCGUGUUUGCGAGUCCCCUAGAAGAUUUCAGGCGGAUCAUGGAGGUAGCGGGGUUAUUGGACAAGGUUGUGUUUUUAGAUCAUAGGGACCAGUAUUGCUUUCGCGUCAUGAGAUAG